GGGCAGGUGAUGGGGUGGGGCCGGCCUGGUGGUCGGGUCUCCCCUGUAGAAGGGAUCGGGUCUCCCCUAUAGAAGGGAUCGGGAGCAGGCUCCGUUUGCAUGCAGUCUGGUCCGCGGCCGUGGCCUUGGCCUACAGCUAAGUUGAAUCCAGAGCUCAUUCGCUCAUCACUUUGCCAGACCUCAGUGCUCCAGGGUGAGGGGGGAGGAGAGAAGCAGGCAUGCUGUGUGAGGCCUGGCUUGGUGAUAAGCAGUCCCAGAAGGCAAUCUCGAAAUGGGCAAAACCCACAGCCAGAGGACUAAGGUCGGAGAUGAAGAAGGACCCCUAGACUCUUAGGGGGUCAUUAUACUUAGAGAAACUCUCUGUACUUCUUCAGAGAGAAGAGUCUUUGAAAUUGAGAAAACCCUCUGAGUGUUUUAAAUGCCAUUGAUUCAGGAUGAAGCUGGGAGACACGCUCAUUGAUCCCCCUGGACUCCUCCUGCCUUGAAUUCUUGGUGGGGGGCAAAUGGGCCAUUUCUUUAAAUGAAGGGAGCCAGAGAAGGGCAGAGGGGCUCUCCCAGGUCCCUGCUUUGAGCAAUGUUUGUGUCUCGCUUGUCUUCACACCCAGGGGCAGACCCCAACAAAGUCGGGCUCUCCUCUGGCUUCCCUUUCUUCUCUGACGACCUGCCCCCACACUGGCCCCUCCACCCUUGAUGUCCAGAUCUCCAGAAGAACAGGGAGUGGUUUUGGCGGUUGGCACAGGGGGAGCCGUUGAUGGCAUGAGGCCCUAUCAUCUGACAGCUGCCUGACCCACGGUGGGGGGCCCGGAGGGCGGUGCUGGGAGGAGAAGGAGGAGGCCACUCCUGUAGACAGCCGCACUCUAGGGUGAGGCCACUGCCCCUGCAGCUGCCACACUGCCCUGGGCAGCCGUGCACGCCAGCUUGCAGAGCGGAGGCAUCCUGAGGGCCACACGGGGCCCUGCAGGAGGGGAGGGAGCAUGGCUCUCAAGUUAGCAGGGAAGGCCCUGUUGAAGGUAGGCAGGAGUUCCUCAGGGCACUGGGUACAUCAAGUGCUGGGGAGGGUCCACUGUGUGGGCGUGUGAUAUUUCGGGGGCUGGGAUGAGGGGAGAAACUAACUUUUCUGUGUGUAACUACUAAAAAAAAAAAAGAAAGAAAGAAAGAAACCAAACCUGUUGCUAUUGAGUCGAUUUUGACUCAUAGCGACUCUAUAGGACAGAGUAGAACUGCCCCAUAGCAUUAAAUGACUUAAUGCACACGAAGCAUAUAACAUGUGCUCAAUAAAUGUUAGCCGUUCUCACUACUGUUAUUUUGACUAAAGGCCAGAAACUGGUCUGGGUAUUUCUAGAUCCUAUGAUACCCCACUAUGCCAGAUGCUAUGACCCCAUUUUAUACAUGAGGAAGCAAAGGCUCGGAGUGGCCAAGAACUACAUGAAUGCCUUCUCCAUUCCUUCCUGGGAUCACUGCUUGAAUCUGAUGGUAGCCAGGAUUCCUAAUCCAUGUCUGGGGAACAGGGUGACCAUGUGGGAGCCAAGCCCAUCGGCCAGUAGUCUGGGCCUGCUUAUAAUCCAAGCCCAAGAGCUACUUGCUCCCCGCUUCCCCAGCCUGGGCCAGACUGAUCCUGUGAGCAGUGGCUGCAGCAGGAGAGAGUGAAGUCAGACAUCAUGACAUCAUGAAGAACUUUUUGACCACGAGGGUGUAUAUGACCUUGGUCCUGGGGAAGAGGUGGCCCUUUAAUUGGGACUGGAGGGUGUUUUUUUUUUUUUAGGAAAAGAAAGUUUUGUUAAUCUGGGAUAUGCGUGUCUGCGUGUGUGUGUGUAUGCUUGUGUGUGUGCUUGUGUGUGCAUACGUGUGGGAUGGGUAAGGGUGGCUAGUGUCUUGUCUGGAUUUAGGAAAAGGGACAAGAUGAGUUUUGGCCUAGUUAGUCUAGCUAAAGGAUCACAUGAAGGGCGAAGUGAGUGAGUGAGCAGAUUCCAGGAUGGCCCGUGUACUGCAAAGGAGAAGGACCUUUUUAAGGGUCCCAGAUGUGUGGUCCAGGUCAAGGGGCCCCAGAUUCAUUGAGUCAGUCCCCUGGCCCAGCCAGUGGGCUUUCCGGCAGUCAGUCCACCGUGGACAAGGAGAACCCGUUUGGAGGCCACCUUGUUGUAACCCUGGGCUGCUGCUGUGAUAACGUGCGUGUUUGUUGAGAUGUUUUCCUGUCUCUGGCCCAUGGCCCGGGCCUCACAGGGCAGGAGUGGCUAUUUUCCUCCUGCAGAGUUGGUGUGUAGUAGAGUUUGCAGAUGGUGUGCUGUGUCGUACUUUGUUUUGGAAAAAUCCAGGCUGGUGGGCAGGAAGGAGAGGGGAAGGGGUGUGGAUGGAGGGGCUGGGGCGGGGGUUGGCCACAGCCCCCAGAGGAGAUGUCGGAAUGGGGAUGGGCCCCUGACGUAGAUUGUUCCCCAGUCUCAGGCUGCCUGGCAUGGCCCCUGGUGUUCACUUACAGACCCUCCUCCCGACUGUGCCCCCUAGGGACUGGAGUUCAGGAAACGGAUUUUCUUCUGGUCCAGAGCUGUGGUGUUUGUCUGUGGACCUCAAAGGAAGGCAGGACUCUUCCCACACAGGCACUGCUCCAAUCCUGCCCUGCCCAAAUCCUGGGGCUCCUGCGUCUUGCUGUGUAGGGGGAAGAAAGGCAGGAAUAACCGAGUAUGGGGUCACGGACCUUGAGCCACCCAGAGAAUGUCUGAGUGGUGAUCAGCUGCUCUCACCUAAGUGAGGACCAAGCAAAAAGAAUUGGCUGGAUCUGUAGCAGUAAGGGUGAGGGUCAGGUACCAGGAGGAACUUCUUGAUGGUGAGAACAGUGAGACACUGGGUGUUUUGGGGAGGCUGUAGAACCUUCUUGCAUAGGUGUCCUUUCAGUAAAGGAGAGACCAUGUUUUGGUGAUGAGGACAGGGGAGAAUUCUGCCUGGGGUCAGGGAGUUGGACCAAGUUCUGUUAUUGAUCUCUGUUUUGGGAAGAGCUGUGAGGAAGUUCAAAGUCAUGUGGGUAAAGGGCUUCGAGAGCCCCAAAGAGGAAAAGAGUGGGAAUGGAGGCAAAGAGGAGUCCUGGGUAUUCUGAAUGGUUAACACCUUGGCUGCUAACCGAGAGGUUGGAGGUUCAAGCCCACCUAGAGGCUCCUUGGAAGAAAGGCCUGGUGGUCUGCUUUCAAAAAAUCAGCCAUUGAAAACCCUGUGGAGCACAGUUCUACUCUGACACACAUGGGGUCACGAGUCAUAGUCAACUUAAUGGCAACUGUUCUUUUUAAUAGGUGGAGAGUUUAUUUUCCUUUUUAAAAGAAAAAUCUUUGUAGUACUGUUUGUAAAGGCCUCUAGUAAUUCUCUUCGAGGGCUCUAAGUGGAGCAGGUAGGAAGCAAUGUGAGCAGGGUCUUCCUGUUUUACAGAUGGUAAAUGAGACAUAGCAUAUUGCUUCUCACAUCAGGUCUGCUGAUGAGUAUCUUUCUUCCUCAGUUGAAUGUUAGCUCUCUGAGGUCAGGGACCUCACCUCCUCUGUUCCUUGGUGCCUGAAACAGCACCUGGCAUGCAAAGGCAUCUCCCAAUGAACGUUUAAUGAAUGAGGGAAUGAACAUGGUGAUUGGCGGUGCAGAGAUGGUGGGAUGUCUCCACUCACUCCUGCCCCUCUUGAAAAAGGUAUCUGUGAUUCUGUGGGCUUCACCAAGCGCCCGCUGCACCUCGUGUGUGAGGUCACUGGUGUGUUUGUGAGCAUUGGGGUGUGUGUGGUUUGUUUGCCCACACGCCCACCAGCCCAUUCACUGUCCCCACAGGCAGCCCUGGGAGCUUGUGUGUACCAACACUGGGACAUGUCCCCGCCUGUCUGUCUGCUCUCUGCCAGCAAGUAUCACAUGCCCCCAAACUUUGCAGAAAACAGGAAGUCCUGUCAGUUCGAGGGCAACCCAGUGAUUCAUCAAGGGAUGACAGUCCAGCUGUUGGUCUGUCCUCCUCCUCUGCAGUGGGGUCACUGUCCAGAGCAGCUUCUUCCCCCACCUCUCGGCCCCCAGCCGGCCUGGCGGAGCAGAGAGAGCUUGGACUUUGCCUUAUCACCUCUGAGGCGGCAUGGCCAGACUCUGUUGGGGCCAAGUUUUUAUUUAUCUUCCUGGCUUUUUGGGGUGGGGAGGCUGAGGAAUGUGGUGUGUUGUAAUGUUUGGAAGAGGGGGGCGGAGAAACAGGAGCCAGGUCUCCUGGCGGCUCAUCCCCUCGCCUUGCACCUUUGGAGGCUCCCAGCUCUCCUUGGUUCCCCAGUUCCCUUGCCAAGUCAUCUCAAUAUGUCCCAUUGUCUUCCUCCAACUCCCUGUGCCUGGACCCAUUCUGCUGGCCACAGUGGCAGUCUUGGCUUCAGUUGUGGCUUCCAGUUGUUCAAAGCAGCUGUGGUGGCCUCUUCUGAAGGUGGCUGUGGAUCGGCAACAGAUGAAACCCGGGGGGCUAUUUAUAGCAGGGUGGCCCUGGGGCCUGAGCAGAGCCUCAGGCUGGGGAGGUUCAGCGACUCUUCAUCAGGGCCCAGGGAAUAGAGAUGGAUGAAGUGUUGGGUUUCUGCGUGCCUCUGGGUGGGGAGUUUUGGAACAGCCUGGUUUGGGGCUUGAAAACCAAACACAACCCCUCCUUACCUUCCCCCACCCCCUGGCCUGAGUCAUGUAAACCCAAGUCCUUGGGGGCCACAGGAGAUGUGGACACAGAGAAACUUUCCACCCUGACAGCACUACUUGGCUGUUUGCUCCCCUCACUGUCGCUGCUAAUGCGGUUCUGUACCGGGAGGCAGCAGGCAGAGGGACGCUAGGCGGCAGCCCUCUCCAGCGAAGGCUAGAUGGUGAGUCCUCCGCUUGCUGGGGCUACCCAAACCUUGGGUGGAGCUGAGAGCCAGGCUUCAGAGCCCACCCACCUCACCUCGAAGGCACUGCAGGGCCAGGGCUGAAGGGGGAUCCUCUGUCUUCGGGCUCCGGCAGUCAAGCCCCACGUCUGACUGUGAAUCCUGCUUGGUCAACUUCCCAAGUACUUGGGGGGCUCCGCCAGAGUCACCCCGAGCAUCCAGCCUCAUCCUCCACCCAUCAGAAGCAUGAGUGUGAGCCAGACCAUGGAGGACAGCUGUGAGCUGGACCUGGUGUACAUCACGGAGAGGAUCAUUGCCGUCUCCUUCCCCAGCACAGCCAACGAGGAGAACUUCCGGAGCAACCUCCGCGAGGUGGCCCAAAUGCUCAAGUCCAAACAUGGAGGCAACUACCUGCUUUUCAACCUCUCUGAGCGGAGACCUGACAUUACAAAGCUCCACGCCAAGGUGCUGGAAUUCGGCUGGCCUGACUUACACACCCCCGCCCUGGAGAAGAUCUGCGGUGUCUGCAAGGCCAUGGACACCUGGCUCAACGCUGAUCCCCACAAUGUCGUCGUGCUACACAACAAGGGAAACCGAGGCAGGAUAGGUGUGGUCAUCGCGGCUUACAUGCAUUACAGCAACAUUUCUGCCAGUGCUGACCAGGCUCUGGACCGGUUUGCAAUGAAACGGUUCUAUGAGGAUAAGAUUGUUCCCAUUGGUCAACCAUCCCAGAGAAGGUAUGUGCAUUACUUCAGCGGCCUCCUCUCUGGCUCCAUCAAAAUGAACAACAAGCCCUUGUUUCUGCACCACGUGAUCAUGCACGGCAUCCCCAACUUUGAAUCUAAAGGAGGCUGUCGGCCCUUUCUGCGGAUCUACCAGGCCAUGCAACCUGUUUACACGUCUGGCAUCUACAACGUUCAAGGAGACAGCCAGACAAGCAUCUGCAUUACCAUCGAGCCUGGGCUGCUCUUAAAGGGAGACAUCUUGCUGAAGUGCUACCACAAGAAGUUCCGAAGCCCAGCACGUGAUGUCAUCUUCCGUGUGCAGUUCCACACCUGUGCCAUCCAUGACUUGGGUAUUGUCUUCGGGAAGGAAGACCUUGAUGAUGCCUUCAAAGAUGAUCGAUUUCCAGAAUAUGGCAAAGUGGAGUUUGUAUUUUCUUACGGGCCAGAGAAAAUUCAAGGCAUGGAGCACCUGGAGAACGGGCCAAGUGUGUCUGUGGACUACAACACCUCCGACCCCCUCAUCCGCUGGGACUCCUACGACAACUUCAGUGGGCAUCGAGAGGAUGGCAUGGAGGGGUCUUCGACACUGGGCUGGGGACCUCCUACCUCUUCCCAUCUCAUCAGUAAAGAGGUGGUGGGACACACCCAGGGGCCACUGGACGGGAGUCUCUACGCCAAGGUGAAGAAGAAGGACUCCCUGCACGGGAGCACUGGGGCCGUCAAUACAGCACGCCCCACCCUCUCAGCCACCCCCAACCACGUGGAGCACACGCUGUCCGUGAGCAGUGACUCGGGCAACUCCACAGCCUCCACCAAGACAGACAAGACUGAUGAGCCUGUCCUGGGCACCUCCAGUGCCCCGGCUGCCCUAAGCCCCGAGGAGAAGCGUGAGCUGGAUCGCCUGCUCAGCGGCUUUGGCUUAGAGCGAGAGAAGCAAGGCCCCAUGUACCACGCCCAGCACCUUAGGUCCCGCCAGGCUGGGGGCCCUGCUGCACCCUCCUCUGGUCGACAUGUUGUCCCAGCCCAGGUGCAUGUCAAUGGUGGGGCCUUGACAUCUGAGCGGGAGACAGACAUCUUGGACGAUGAGCUACCCAACCAGGAUGGGCACAGUGUGGGCAGCAUGGGUACACUGUCCUCCCUGGAUGGCGUCACCAACACCAGUGAGGGGGGCUACCCGGAGGCCCUCUCCCCACUGACCAAUGGUCUGGACAAGCCCUACCCAGUGGAACCCAUGGUCAAUGGUGGGGGCUACCUCUACGAGUCAGCCAGUCGGGCGAUCCCUGCCCAUGCUGACCACCCAGCCCCUGUGCGGCCCUCUUACUCUGCACAGGAGGGUUUAGCUGGGUACCAACAGGAGGGCCCCCACCCAUCCUGGCCACAGCCAGUGACCACCUCCCACUAUGGCCAUGACCUCAGCAGUAUGUUCCGCUCUCAGUCCUUUCCGGAAACUGAGCCCCAGCUACCCCCAGCUCCAGCCCGCAGUGGAAGUAGCCGGGAGGCAGUGCAGAGGGGGCUGAAUUCGUGGCAGCAACAGCAGCAGCAGCAGCAGCAGCAGCAGCAACAGCAGCAGCAGCCACCUCGUCCCCCUCCCCGCCAGCAGGAAAGAGCCUACUUGGACAGUCUAGUGCCCAGCAGACCCAGCCCUCAGCCACUGUCAGAGACCCCAACCCCUGGUCUCCCUGAGUUCCCAAGGGCAGCCUCCCAGCAGGAGAUUGAGCAAUCCAUUGAAGCCCUCAACAUGCUGAUGCUGGAUCUGGAGCCCGCCUCAGCUGCUGCCCCCCUUCACAAGUCCCAGAGUGUCCCAGGGGCCUGGCCAGGGGCUUCCCCACUCUCCUCCCAGCCCUUCUCUGGAUCCUCCCGCCAGUCUCAGCCACUGACCCAGUCCAGAUCUGGCUACAUCCCGAGUGGGCAUUCCUUGGGAACUGCUGAGCUGGCCCCACGGGCCUCCCUGGAGUCCAUCCCACCUGGCAGGUCUUACUUGCCUUAUGAUUAUCAGCCAUGUCCAGCUGGGCUUAACCAGAGUUUCCGUCCAAAGAGCCCAGCCUCCUCCUCCUCGUCUGCCUUUCUUCCAAAUGCCCAUAGCCCUCUAGGGCCUCAGCAGCCCCCGGCCUCUCUCCCUGGCCUCCCCACGCAGCCUCAGCUCCCAUCAAAGGAGGUGACUUCAGACCCAUCCCGAACUCCAGAGGAAGAGCCAUUGAACCUGGAAGGGCUGGUGGCCCACCGGGUAGCAGGAGUGCAGGCUCGGGAGAAGCAGCCUACAGAGCCCCCAGCCCCUCUCCGGAGGCGGGCAGCCAGCGAUGGACAGUAUGAGAACCAGUCUCCAGAACCCACAUCCCCCCGGAGCCCUGGGGUCCGCUCCCCCGUCCAGUGUGUCUCCCCGGAGCUGGCUCUUACCAUUGCUCUCAAUCCUGGAGGGCGUCCCAAAGAGCCCCAUCUGCACAGCUACAAGGAGGCCUUCGAGGAGAUGGAGGCGACCUCCCCAGCCAGCCCCUCGCCCAGUGGUGUGCGCUCCCCUCCGGGUCUGGCGAAGACACCCCUGUCUGCUCUGGGCCUGAAACCCCACAACCCAGCGGACAUCCUGUUGCACCCUACAGGCGAGCCCCGGAGCUAUGUCGAGUCUGUGGCGCGGACAGCCGUGGCUGGGCCCCGAGCCCAGGAGCCUGAGACUCAAAGUUUUAGCGCCCCAGCUGCCCAAGCCAAUGGCCACGAGACACCCCUGAGGAACGGGGCACUGGGCGGCUCCUUUGUCUCUCCCAGCCCCCUCUCCACCAGCAGCCCCAUCCUCAGCGCUGACAGCACUUCAGUGGGGAGUUUCCCAUCAGGGGAGAGCAGUGACCAGGGCCCUCGAACACCCACCCAGCCAUUGUUGGAUUCUGGCUUCCGCUCCAGCAGCCUGGGGCAGCCCAGUCCUUCAGCCCAGAGAAGCUACCAGAGCUCCUCUCCUCUCCCGACCGUGGGGAGCAGCUACAGCAGCCCGGACUACUCUCUCCAGCAGUUCAACUCGUCUCCAGAAAGCCAGGCCCGGCCUCAGUUCAGUGUGGCUGGCGUCCACACGGUGCCUGGGAGCCCGCAGGCACGCCACAGGACAGUGGGCACCAACACUCCCCCUAGUCCUGGCUUUGGCCGGCGGGCCACCAACCCCAGCAUGGCUGCCCCCAGCAGUCCCAGUUUAAGCCACCGCCAAGUGACGGGUCCCCAUGGGAACACAGGAACUGGUUUCCAUGGUAGCAUGGUCUCCAGCCCCCAGAGCAGUGCGGCGACAACUCCGGGGAGCCCCAGCCUGGGCCGGCACCCAGCAGGGGCCCCCCAGGCCUCAAGCUUCUAUGGCAAUGUGGCGACCACUCCAGGGAGCCCUAGCCUAGGUCGGCACCCAGCAGGGGCCCCACAGGCCUCAGGCUUCCAUAGCAAUGUGGCGACCACUCCCGGGAGCCCUGGCCUGGGCCGGCACCUUGGAGCCCACCAAGGCAACCUGGCCUCCAGUCUCCAUGGCAACGCAAUAGCCAGCCCCGGAAGUCCCAGCCUGGGUCGUCACCUGGGAGGGUCUGGAUCUGUAGUUCCUGGCAGCCCUAGCUUGGACCGGCAUGUGGCCUAUGGUGGCCACUCUACCCCUGAGGACCGGAGACCUACAUUGUCCCGGCAGAGCAGUGCCUCCGGCUACCAGGCUCCCUCCACGCCUUCCUUCCCUGUCUCCCCUGCCUACUACCCUGGCCUGAGCAGCCCUGCCACCUCCCCAUCACCGGAUUCAGCAGCCUUCCGGCAAGGGAGCCCAACACCAGCCUUGCCAGAGAAGCGGAGGAUGUCGGUAGGAGACCGAGCAGGCAGCCUCCCCAACUAUGCUACCAUCAACGGGAAGGUGUCUUCCUCGCCUGUCGCCAGUGGCAUGUCCAGUCCCAGUGGGGGCAGCACCGUCUCUUUCUCCCACACUCUGCCUGACUUCUCCAAGUACUCCAUGCCAGACAACAGCCCCGAGACGCGGGCUAAAGUGAAGUUUGUCCAGGACACUUCCAAGUAUUGGUACAAGCCUGAGAUCUCACGAGAACAGGCCAUUGCACUCCUUAAGGACCAGGAGCCAGGGGCCUUUAUCAUCCGUGACAGCCACUCCUUCAGAGGAGCCUAUGGGCUGGCCAUGAAAGUGUCUUCUCCCCCUCCAACCAUCAUGCAGCAGAAUAAAAAAGGAGACAUGACCCAUGAGCUGGUGAGGCAUUUCCUGAUAGAGACCGGUCCCAGAGGAGUCAAGCUCAAGGGAUGUCCCAAUGAGCCAAACUUCGGUUCUCUAUCUGCCCUGGUCUACCAGCACUCCAUCAUCCCAUUGGCUCUGCCCUGUAAGCUGGUCAUUCCAAACCGAGACCCCACAGAUGAAUCAAAAGAUAGCUCAGGCUCUGCCAACUCAACCACCGAUCUGCUGAAGCAAGGGGCAGCCUGCAAUGUGCUGUUCGUCAACUCUGUGGACAUGGAGUCACUCACUGGGCCACAGGCCAUCUCCAAAGCCACAUCUGAGACAUUGGCUGCUGACCCCACACCAGCUGCCACCAUUGUUCACUUCAAAGUCUCCGCCCAGGGAAUCACACUGACUGACAACCAGAGAAAGCUCUUCUUCAGACGACACUAUCCCCUCAACACUGUCACUUUCUGUGCCCUGGAUCCACAGGAAAGAAAGUGGAUGAAAACUGAGGGAGGUGCCCCUGCAAAGCUCUUCGGCUUUGUGGCGCGGAAGCAGGGCAGCACCACAGACAAUGCCUGCCACCUCUUCGCUGAGCUUGACCCCAACCAGCCUGCCUCUGCCAUUGUCAACUUCGUCUCCAAGGUCAUGCAGAGCGCCGGCCAGAAGAGAUGAGCUACCGCCCCUUGCCCAGGGCCAGGGCAGUGGGGAUGGGGCACGUGGGGAGGGGACCCAGGAAUCCUGACCACCCUUGAAUCCAGAAGGAGGACUUUGGGCCAAUUUUGGUGAAGGAGAGAAGAAAGUGCAACGUGGGGAGAGGAAAGUGAAUUGCAGAGGGGACGGGGGGAGAAAAACGAGAGAGAGAGAGAGAGAAAGAAAACGAUGGAGGAGAAUAAUUUAGAUUCCCCUAGGUUGAUGGAAACUGCAAAAACCCCAAAGCCUCCAAAACUCACCAGGUCCACCUAACUCCCCGUUUACCUCUCCGAGAGGAUGCAACCCCUCAAAGGAGAUGGAACAAGCCUCCUUUGGGAUCCAUGUUUUUUGGGAAAAUGGAAAAUCUCCAUCUCCCUAACUCAACUGCUUUGCAAGGAGAAAUCAAGCUGAGAGACUUUUUCUGGCCACCUGGAGGGUAGGUUGCCUAACUAAACAGAGCCUGCAGGGGAUAUCAAGCAGCCAUCCUUUUUACUUCUGGAAGUAUUUCAGACCUGAGGAACCCCAAGGUCUCCUGGCUCUGCCUCUGAGUGUUGGUGCCUGUGGGUGUAUAUAUGUCCACAUCCACCUGCUUACACAUCGGUUUAUAUUUGCCUCUAUCAGCUAGAAGUAUAAACAGCUCCACAUGUACGUGUCCCGUGUGUUUGCACACACAUGUGCAUCCUAACCAGAGAACAUUAGAGUUGGUGGGGGGGACAGGACAGCAGGGCGGGAAUAUAAGCCUUGUCCGCAGGAGCGCCCCAGAUGGUGGGUAACAGACUCUCUCUCCUGGUGCUUGCACUUCCACUCUAGUAGCCCUAGGUGCCGCCAGCCCCUCCUCGUCUACAAAGACCCCUGCAGGAGGAGCGGCCACUCCUAUAGCAUUGCCCCUGUUCUUCCUUGGCAAGGAGGCUGGGAGCUUUGCUUUCAGGGGGAUAGAAAUAUGUGUGCCCAUAGCUUUGGGGAAAGACAUCUGCCAGGAAGGGCGCCAUUGGGCUCCAGCCUCUUCCUCUUGGAUGUGGGUCAGCAGGAAGGUAGGCAAGUUGCUCCCACCAGUUCCCUGGACUCUGCCUUAGCCCUCAUCCCUCAGCCCCAAUCUUGGGUUUCUCACUCCAGAACCAGCCUUAUCUCAGACUUGCUAUCUGCAUGUUGCCUUUUUGGGUUCUGGGAAUGGAGCCUUCCUGCUUUGCCCUCCCUGGGCUUUGCCUUGCAGGGUCUCCAUCUUGGCCUCAGCCUGGAAAACCUGCUUCCAGAAGCCCUGCUCAGCAAGGCCAAUGGGAAAAGCUUGGAGUCCUUGUGCUCUAUGUUUUUGAGGUACUCUCUGGCUGGGCCUGCCAGGGCGACAACAACUGAGCUCCUGGGACUUCUACCUGUGCACCACGUGGCCUGCCCUCCAAUGCCAAAGCCUCUUUGUUCCUCCUUCUGCCUUAGUUUCCCCAGCAGCGCCAAGCUGCCCAAGGAGCAGAAAGCAGACAGCAUACCAUUAGAUGAAAGAGCCCAGGGUCUGUUUGGACUGUUGAGAAAACCCCUGACAACCUCCCCAGGACAAUAAGCCAGAAUGGAAAAUUCAUCAGGACUCUAUUCUGGAGUGGUUUCUUAAGCCUAUGGGGUCCCCAUAUAGAAAGGCAUUGUACUGAUAUAUAAAUAUAUAUGUAAUAUAUACACGAGACAUACUGACAAAUUCUGUAAGCUAAUAAAAUUUAAGAAAAGGUUAAAAAAAAAAAAGAAUAGGUAAAUUGACAAGAAGUAUUUAUUGUUUUCCCAUACUGCUUCAUUGCCUCCCCAGGCACAAACCAAUCCUUAUCUUUUUUUGUAUGUAUAACUAAAGCCUGAGAGGUAGGGGUUUUUUAUCCUUGGAGAGACCAGGGGCCUCCUUUCCUUGGCCUUGGCCUUCCUGGACUCUGCCCAGGGCUCAGUGGGGAGAGGGUGCCCCCUUUCUUUCCUGGCAAGCCCAGGGUCCAGCAGUUAGCUCUCAGAGAUGUGUGGGGAUCUGCACCCAUUGCCGAGGUCCUGAGGGAGCAUGUGAGCAUGGGAAGGACUUGGGUGUGAGUGGUGGACAUGGGUGAUGUAUGUAUCUUUCGUAUUAUUUCUCCUCCAAGAAGCUGUGUGGACGUUCAGUUUCAAGGAGUUGGAAAGGAGAGUGUCUGAAGAAGGUGGGGAGCAAGGGCUUCCCAAAGAGUGAAACUCUGAACUUGGUGACCGAGACAUCUCCUGAAUGCUCUUCCUUCUGAGACAUUCAUGCAGAUACCUGGAUUCUCCCCUUUCCUCAUUCUCUAGGUAACCCCAGUUUUCAUCCAGUAUAGAGGGUGAUAUUUCCCCAACCCUUCCUUCUUACAAAUUGUAAUUUCCCACUGAAUAGCCUAGAAGGUCUCGUCCACCUGGUCCGGAUGGAGCAUCAGGCCCUUGGACAGCCAGACCCAGGCCCCGGACUGAGUCUGGGGUCAGCCUUCAUACUCUUUUCCCCAUAUACCCACCGCCCACCAGCAACCCACUUCCAGGCAUGGCCAGCCCACUAUACUUCAGGCCCUAGCCAUGUGUGACCCUGCAGGAAGGACCCAAAUCAGCAUUUGAAAGCUGAUCACCUCACUCCCCAGCACUCCUCUGGAAGGAGCUGGUUUCCUAGAGUUUGAUAUUCCUGACUUUGAUGGUGUCUCCGCAUUAGCUUGGCCUCUCCAGAAGAAUGAUGGGGGAGGGUACCCCAGUCUCCACAGUAGCUCCCUCUGGGUCAAACACUGGUUGGGGAAGAUACUGUAGCCCCCCACGUGAUGGAGACUGUCCCACAGGUGGGCCCGUGCACCCGUGCGCACACCAACACCACACACAGCAUGCAGUGUAUUCUUGCCAAAGACUGCCUUUCAAAGAAAGCACUUUUCAUAAUUGUUAUUAUUUUGUAAAUGCGUAUCCUUUCUUCCCUUCUCCUCCCCCACCCUCAACCUGAUUUGUUGUUGUUUAUUGUUGAAUCUGUUUGUCAGCCAGGAGAGUGUUGUCUGGUCUUGGAAAUAGGCUGGGGUGGGAAAGGGUCUGGGAGGAGUUGACAAGAAGGAGUGGGACAUGGUAGCCUGGGGUGCAGACCCCAAGUAGGCUCAGGCUCCAGCCCCAGCCCACAAUCUUCUAAGGCAGGUGUGGGGCCUUGCCACAGCCAGUCUGGAUGGUAUACAGAGGAAGAGGACAGGGAAGUGACAUCUCUCCGAUUCAUCAAGGAGGGAAGCCUAGCAAGGCGCAUGUGGCUGUUCCCAGAUGGAACAAGAGGGGAGGGUUAGGCAUGGGGACAGUAGAGAGGUGACUCCAGAGGGAAAAAGGGGAGAAAAUGUGUUGUUUGAUCACCCUCCAGGGUGACAUGCCCUGGCCUUGCUGUCAUGGUGGCCUAGCUCCCCCGGUAUUUGAGGGACCCAUGUUUCAUAUCCUAGGAAAGGCCUUUUGAUCCCACAUCCUUACCUGAGCCUCUGUCUCAGCAGUUCAGGAAAGCUUGUGGACACUGACUGCUAGUUUUGCUUCUCCCCUGGUGUUGGAGGAAUCCUUCUGAGUGUCAGGGACUGGCCAGAAUAGGCAAGGGGCAGGGGCAGUGGGGCCUGGUGGCUGUGGGUCAGAAGGAGGGAGCAGCCAGCUAAAGAAAUGAGAGUCUUCUAUAAGUGGGUUCUCGGGAGGGAAAGAGUAGGGGAUUCUUCUGCCCCAUUCUGAGGGACCUGAGUAGAGGUUGGGCAGGCUCCUUGGGCUAUCCCGGGGGCUGCAAAGGAGUCUGAGCAUGAACACCAUUGGUCCUUGCUCCAGACUUUUGCCCACCUGCCCUGCCUCCUGGGUCUUCUCCCCCUCCUUUGGCUUUUUCCCAGCUUCAGGACCUACCUGGAGAGAUCAGGUGGGCCAAUGCCCCAUUCAAGGGCUGCCUCCCUCCCCUCUACCUUGUCCGGGGUAAUAUAGGAUGUGUGUGUGUGUGUGCAAGUGUGGAUGUGUGCGUGAAAAUUCUGCUCAUCUCUUUAGGGAAUUCGAGGGUGGGGUUGAAGGUGGUGGGCAAAGGGAUGUCAAGUUCAAUCUCACCCAGCAGUGAAAAGAAUCAGGAGGCAAGGUGUGUAGGGCCAUGGAUUGGUGGAGUCUCAGUCUUGGUGAUGGUGAGGAUCAGGCCUCAUGGGAUGGGGCAGAGGCUGCUCUGUUCCUUCUUGACUCCAGGCUCUUCCCAGCGGCUAGGUUAUUGUGGAGGGAUGUCCCAAAUUAGUUUUCUAAUCAGUGUUAAACAGUUUGAAACUCUCCUGAGUGUACAUGUUUGUUUGUGUGUGUGAGAGAGAGCACGUCUAUGUAUGCAUGCUGUUUCCCCAUUUCCUCUCCUCUCUGACACGUCAUUCAAAACAAAUGCAAGAAAUCCUUGGCCACUUCCCGCCACCCCCUCAGACCCUCUCCAGGAAAAACCAAAUAACCCAGCCUCCUUCCCAUCCUCGGCUGUGUAUUUAUAUAGAUGGAAAUAUACUUUAUAUUUGUAUCAUCGUGCCUGUAACCUUUGCCACUGUGUAUAAAUCUUGAUGUAUGCUACUUACCUUGGAUAUGAAUGUACUGUACGCUGAUGCUGUCCUCACUUCCUGUACAGCUGCUUUGUUUCUUUGCGAUCCAUUGUAUGGCUUUAUAAAUGAUAAAGUUCCAAAAACUC
Messenger RNA from Loxodonta africana (African savanna elephant), 15033 nucleotides. RefSeq names its product tensin 1 (gene TNS1). The coding region runs from base 5073 to 10385 and encodes 1770 amino acids. Lineage: Eukaryota; Metazoa; Chordata; Mammalia; Proboscidea; Elephantidae. Gene Ontology annotation, biological process: fibroblast migration. Gene Ontology annotation, cellular component: focal adhesion. Gene Ontology annotation, molecular function: protein binding. The record is from RefSeq and is a predicted model, not a curated record. The transcript has 29 exons.